Homo sapiens (human) is the source of this 19834-nucleotide messenger RNA. It is a transcript of the gene LRRC4C, whose product is annotated as leucine rich repeat containing 4C. Bases 17741 to 19663 code for a protein of 640 amino acids. Gene Ontology annotation, cellular component: glutamatergic synapse; dendritic spine membrane; Schaffer collateral - CA1 synapse. NCBI's taxonomy places the organism in Eukaryota, Metazoa, Chordata, Mammalia, Primates, Hominidae. Gene Ontology annotation, biological process: synaptic membrane adhesion; positive regulation of excitatory synapse assembly; modulation of chemical synaptic transmission. Gene Ontology annotation, molecular function: protein-macromolecule adaptor activity. The transcript is spliced from 6 exons. The record is from RefSeq and is a predicted model, not a curated record.
AAAUAACAAAAACAGAAAAUAAAGUAGAAUAAAAGUUGCAGAAUCCAUUUUAAUAAUUUUCAUUGGAUUGAAAGACCCAACCAGCUACAAAACACUAGAACAAUUAGUAUUCAUAUUUAGCUGACCAUUAGCAGAAGAUGUACUAUAUAUUUGAUCCAUUUUUAUUCAUAUCUGAAGAAAGCCUAAUCUUGGAGUUUCAGAUUAACUUGAAAAAAAUAACAUUAUAGUGAAUAAUGGUGUUAGCCCCCAUUAGGUAAAUAUCUAUGAAGUAGUAGUGAUAAUGAUGAUGAUGGUGAUGAUCAUGAAAACAACAGCAACAUUAAUAAAAAUUUGUUGUAUAUCAUGUUAUAUAGUUUACAAUUCAACUUCAGAUAUUUCCUCUGGUUGGAUAUCUAUGGAAUAGGAGCGAUGUAAAUUGUAGUUAUAGUUUAUAAAAUGUAGUUACUCUUAUAGUGUAUAUACCCAAAGAGGUCAAAUGACUUGUUCAAGCCAGUAACAGCCAGACAGAGGGCUGAAACAUUAGACUUCUAAUUGUCCAUUUUAUGUUAUUUUUAUGAGACCUUCCUUUGGGCUCCAAUAUUUUCAAUCCUUACAUCUGACAAAGUAAGAGCAUCCAAGACUCAUUUGGCAAGUUUAUGUUUCAUUUCCAAGAGUCAACCUGUUACUGAAUUUGCAAUAUGUUCACUGGAUUCCUGCACAGGUAGCAGCCACAGACAUAGCCAUGUGCUGAUAGCAAUGGGGCAGGAAAGUCCUGAUUCUCAGUGGAGGACUCAACUCUUAAGGAAGUUGCCACCAUUUAUUUACUUUCUAAUCUCUCUCAAAAAUAUGAUUUCACUUGCUUAGCCUAGACUGAGCCACAGUAUGGCCAACAUAGGACCUUAUAAAGCAGUAGUUAAGCCUCUUUUGGAGAACUUCUCAGGCACAGCAUUGUUUCACAGCAUGUUAUCCUUCUGGCUACAUCCUUUGUUGCCAAGUCAACUCCACUUUCUUGCUCUAUUUACACAAAAUUAUCCAAGGGCUUUGCCUGUGUAUAAAAGUAUUCUCAGUUCAGCAUUUGAAUGCCUGGUAUAUUUUCACUGCUUAUUUUAAGAUGCUAUGUUUUAAAAUGAUUUUUUUAAUCUAAACAGAAAACGCGAAUUAUGAAAGCAAGAUGACAUCAUAAAAUUCAUUUAAUUUAAAAAACAAAGUACUCAAAAGACUGCAUGGCCUAGAAAGGCAGCAAAGGUGACUAACAAGUAUCAACUGGAUAUUGGAAUUGUGUUAAUUUCCUAGAGCUGCUAUAACAAAGUACCAAAUACUGGGUGGCUUAAAAUAACAUAAAUGUGUUAUUUCAAGUUUCUGGAGGUUAGAAGUCUGUAAUCACGUGUCAUUAGGGCCAUGCUUUCUCUGACAGCUUUGGGGAACAUCCUUCCUUGACUCUUCUAGCUUCUGGUGUUUGCUGACAAUUUUUGGCAUUCUUUGUCUUAUAGUCACAUGACUUUCUCCCUCUGUGUCUUCACAUCAUCUUGCCUCUUUGCAUUUCUGUCUCUGUGUCAAAAUUCCCCCCUUUUUAUUUAGACACCACUUAGUGAAUUAGAGUCCACCCUAAUGGCCUCAUUAUAAAUUGAUUACGUUUGUUAAAACCUUAUUUCUAUACAAAUUCACAUUUUGAAGUCCUGGGGAUUAGGACUACUUCAACAUAUCUUUUUUGGGGGAACACAAUUCAACCCAUAAUAGAGAUAAACUGGAAAAUGUGUAGCCUCUCCAAAAGGGUAGUAGUCACCCAGUUAUAGUCUAUGGCUCUGAUCUGAAACUUUCUGAUUUUUUAAAGAGAAACUAUGUAUUUUAUGCAAAAUAUAUGUAAGUGAUUCAGCUUGUUUUAUGAUAGCUAAACUAAGCAUGCCUGAGGGUCUGACUGAGGCUUCUGCAGGCACCCAGAUUCUCUGAUUUUUUUUUCUUGAAUUUGUCAAUUUAUACAUGAGAACUAUAACCUCAAUAGGCUAUAUGAUUUGCCUGUGGCUACACAACUGUUAAUGGGAGAGCAAAGCUCACAACCUCUUGCUCCUAAUUUUGUUUUCUUCGAACAAAACAUCAGUGUCUCUAAUCCAUUCUUGCUUCAUUCGCUGUCAGUCUUCUUUUCAGCAUUUAGUUACCAUCUCAGAUCCAAUAUGUUUAGAGAAUUCUUUCUUUAACUUCUUCCCUAAUUUUACUAGAUAAUGAUACUCGAAAAAUUUACACACAUUGUUUUGGAUAUAUAUAUUCAAAACAUAUAUAUAUAUUCAAAAUAUAUAUGUUUUAAACAUUUUGAAUAAAUAUAUUCAAAACAAUGUCAAAUUUACUACAUAUAUCAGAAAAUAUGUGUGUGUGAUCAAAACAAAGAAGCUAUUUAGCUUUCCAAAUAUCUAUCUAAAUCAGAUAAAUUUAAAAAGAAUUCUUCUCUUGCUAUUUGGCUAUACCAUUUUUCUUUCUUUCAAUGUCUUUAAAAGUUGGCGUUAUCUUUCAUAUAAAUUUUUAAAUUCUACUUUCUGUUGAGAUUUUCCCCUUUUUAAAAAUAGUUCAAUUGAAGAAGACACAAAUGCAUAAUUUAUAUCAUUAAAAAGGCAAAUCAUACCCAGAAUUAGUAUCCUGAGGUUACUGUGAAGAGGAUUUGGAAAUGAUGGGGGAGCCAUAAAGGAGUUUUUGAAUCUUAAUGCCUCCAAUUAAAAAUAAAAUAAAAAGGAACUAGGGCAGAAAAACCCAAUACUUAAGAAAAUUUACCACCCAACUAAGUGACAAACUAGACUCCAAAUCCUAAAUACAAGUUGGUAUAAGUAAACCACUGGCAGAUACAAAACCUCUGUGGUGUCUUCAAGGUGGGAGGAAGGAAAGGAUGAUAAUAGCAUAUCUGUUAAUGGUGCUGAGAUUAGGAAAACCACUCAAACUCAUCACAAAAGACUCUUUGGAAACAUGGUGGGCCAACCUGAGAACAGCAGUUAAAACUGAGAAGGAGGUCUGCAGAAUACAAGUGUGAGUGAGUGGACCAUGAUGGAAUCAGUAUGGGCUGUAAAUUCUGAAAAUUCAACAAAUCGAACUAGCUCUCUUUAGUAUCAAUCUGUUACCAGAUUACUGUGUACCCUGUAGCAAAUUUUCUAUGAACUUGCAAGGAAGAGUGGUAGGCGUUAAAGUCAGAGAGACGGGGGACAGAUAAUGUAGGGUUUUGUAGGCCAGUUAAAGAGUUAGGGUGGUUCUAAAUGUAAUGGAACAAUGUUAGAGGAUUUUAGGCAAGAAGUAACAUUUAUGUCUAAAAACAUCACUUUACCUGUUGUAUGUGGUAUGGAUUGUAGAGAAAGCAAAGAAGAAGAAAAGCAUUUGAGGCAAAAGUCUAGGGAAGAGGCUGGUGGCUUGGAAUUGGGUAUGAUUACUGAAAAGACACUCAAGUGGGCUACUCUUAGGUAUGUUUUGGCAAUAGUACUUGCUAAUUGAUUGGAAAUGAAGUAUGAAAGAAUAUGGAAUAUUGGAAUACGAAAGAAAAUGGAAGAAUAUGGAAUACUGGGAUAUGAAAGAAAAUGGAAUAUGAAAGAAUAAGAUGGAGAUUGGAUUUAAGUAACAAGAUGGAUAGUGCUGCUAAUUAUUGGAACCAGAAAGUCAUCAUCAGAGUAGGCUUUGGGAAGUAGGCGGACAGACACUAAGCAUUCUGUAAUAGCUGUAUUAAGUUGGAUAUGAACCUUGAGUUCAGGAAGAGAUUAUGACUAGAUGUCUAAAUUUCAGAGUAAUCAACACAUAGAUGGGUUAAAUAUUUUGUUUUUACACAAAAUGGUGACAAUGGCUAAAUAAUGUUCUACAUUUUUAAAAAUCUAUUUAGAAAGCCUUUUUAAAAACAAUAUCACCAUUAUACAUCACCUGUUCAAUGACAUCAUGGAUUUGCCUUGUAUUCUGCUGAUGGACACUUACUUGGCUACCACGGUCAUCUUUGUACAUAUAUCUCUGCAUAUGUGUGGGUGUUCAUCUAUAGGAGAAAUUCCUAGAAGUGGUAUUGCUACAUUCAAACAUAUGUGCAUUAAAAUUUUGAUAGAUAUUGCCAAAUACUCUCCAGAACAAUAUAUAAAAAUGUCUGUUUCCUCACAUUCUUGCCAAAUUGUAUAAUCCUUGGCAAUCUGAAAAGUUUAAAAAAAAAAGAAAGCAUUUUUGUUGUUUAAUUUGCAUUUUACAGAAUAAUUAGUGAGUUUGAGCAUCUAUUCAUAUGGUUUUAAGCUAUUUCAAUGUCCUUUUCUGUAAAUUAAACUGCCUGUUUAUCCUUUGCCUAUUUUUCCAUUGAGCUAUUGUUUUUUUCUAGAUUUUUGAUUCUCUCUCGAUGGAACGUAAUAUAAAUAUUUUCUAGAUUUUUACUUGUUUUUGAACUUUUGCAUUUUUUGGCAACAGGGUUUUUGAAACAUAUUUUUAAAUGUAAGUUUGUGACUAAUGUGAUCAUAGUCAUCUAUUCAAAAUGACAACACUAGAGAUGAAGUUAUGAAAGUGGUAGGAGUUAAUAUAUUCAGCUCUCAUUCUACUGAUUUGCUCAGUGCCUUUGGGGCAAUCAUUUAAUCAUAUGCUUUCGUUUCUACCUUGUAAGAUGAAAAAUCACAAUCUUUUUCUUACCUUUGAGGAUUUCUUUAAGAAGAAAUCUAUGAAUAAAUAUAAAAACACUAUUCUGGAUGUUAAAUACUGUGAAAAUAUGAAUUUGUGCAUGUUAGGUAGGUUUGAUAACAUUGAAUAUAAGACAUUGCAAAAUACAAAGAAUUUCCAGUGUUAUUUAAUCCUUGAAGCUUUUUCUUUCUCUAGUCUCUCUCUUUUGGUCUUUCUACUUUUCCCCCUUCUUUUUCUCUGCCUCUUCUUUCUCCUUUUCCUUUAUUGUCUUGUUACAUGGGACAAUAUUUCUAUUUGCCAUUAUUCUGAUGGAGAACUGAAAUACACACUAAGCUAGACAAAUAUGUAAGAUUAUAAAGAAAAUGAAGGCCUAGUCAUCACUAGAGGCUCUGUCCUCUGUGUCCUUUUCAAAUGACAUCUGCUUGAAAGUUAAACAUGCUAAUGAAUUAUGGUAGCUAAUUGGGGAGUGGCCAAUAGAGAUGAAUAGAUGAGAGAUGUAUUCCUAACUUUGUGAAAUGGCCAAAUUAUGUGGUUGCCACAGCACUGGGGUAAGACUCUGCAACUCUGACAGCCAGCUCAAAUUAUCUUACUAACUAGCUUUAGAUUAGUGAUUUAUAAAGCUGUCUUCUUAUAAAAUAAAUGUUACAGCAAUUACUUAAUUUAAAACUGAAGCAAUCAGAAGAAUGUAGCUGUUUGAAUGAGUGAAAAAGUAAACUCACAUUGGGAUUAUGAAUGACACACUCAGUCAUAGCUUUCAUGGAUGCAUAAAAACCAAAUAUGUCAACACCACUAAAUUUUGCAGAAUGCUUAAAGCAUUUUUUUGUGUGUGAAACAUAUGUUGAAAAUUCUUCUUCUAAUUGUUUUUCAAAAUUUUCUGGCUAAGAUAUAAAAUUGUGUGACUAGUUUACUUUAAAUAACUGAGAAGGAAGGAAGGAAGAGAGGAAGGGAGGAAGGGAGAAAGGGAGGGAGGGAGGAAAUUUCACAGUCCAGUCUCUACUCUGUACCUGAAGGGACCAGGAAACAUUAUUAAGAAGUGUUUUCUCUCACACUAGGAAAUGUAUCUGUGUUAGUCUGUUUGUGUUGCCAUAAAGGAAUACUUGAGACUGGGCAAUUUAUUUUAAAAAGUUUAUUUGGCUAGUUCUUCUGCAGGCUGUACACUAAAUAUAGUACAAAUAUCUGCUUCUAGUGAGGGCCUCAGGAAACUUGCAAUAAUGGCAGGAGGCAAAGGGAAGCCAGCAGGUCACAUUGCGAGAGAGAGAGAGCAAGACAGAGAGUGAGAGGCGCCAGGGGCAGCUUUUUUUAUUUUUAUUUUUAUUUUUGAGAUGGAGUCUCACUCUGUCACCCAGGCUGGAGUGCAGUGGCAUGAUAUCGGCUCACUGCAACCUCCACCUCCCGGGUUCAAGCAAUUCUCUUGCCUCAGCCUCCCGAGCAGCUGGGAUUACAGGCAUGUGCCACCACGCCCGGCUAAUUUUUGUAUUUUUAGUAGAGACUGGGUGUCACUAUGUUGCUCAGGCUGGUCUCAAACUCCUGAUCUUAAGCGAUCCACCCACCUUGGCCUCCCAAAGUGCUGGGAUUAUAGGCAUGAGCCAUCACGCCCAGCCAGGGGCGGCUCCUUUUUAAACAACCAGAUCUUGCAUGAACUUGUUACUGAAGGGAGGGUACUUCAUGAGGCAUCUGCCCCCAUGCUUCAAACACCUCCCACCAGGCCCCACUUCCAACACUGGGGAUUACAUUUCAACAUGAGAUUUGGAGGGGAUAAAUGUCCAAACCAUAUCAGUAGGCAUAUGAUGUGCAUGUGAAUCUAUAAAUACAAACAUCACAUCAGGGGGAGGGAGGUGCCAGCCAGAUUUCUAACACUCAUUUUAAGUGGUUUCAUGUUAUCUGACUGACUAUAGAAUCCUGAAUUCUGUAAUAAUUAUAAUAAUAAUAAUGAAAGUUAUAAAAACAACAACAGAAAAACUGAAGAACUAAGCUGAUUUUCCCAGCAUUUUUUUCUGUUUUCUAACCAUCUUUUAGCAUCCAUGAUAGUUAGGAUUGCAUGGUUAAAAUGCCACGUGAUUUUAAUAAGAGCCAUUGGUAGUGUAUACCUCCGGGGCUUCAAAAUUCAUACAUUUAAUUCUCUGUUUAAUUUUUUUUUUCUGUGACACAGCCUCAGGAGGUCCUGAGAACAUGUGCCCCCUCUGCUUUAUUUUGUCAAGAAAUACACAAAGUAAUUUAUGUGAAUGAACACUGAUGCAUUCAUCCAUUCACUCAUUGUUUACCUACAAUAAGUCAACUACUGUGCUAUGUAGGUCAUGGUGAUGUGAAAUUGAAUAAAGCAUAGAGCAUUCUCUAGAAGAAUAUAUCAUCUAAGAAAAGAGAUAGUUACAUACGUAAAUUUUUACAUUUAAGGCAAUCAAUCUAAUGUGUUAGAUGGUAGCAUUUUUAUUCUUUUAGCCUAUUUUAGGAAUCAUGCAUUUUUGUAGAAAUUUUAACCCUUUCUCAUGUAUCUCUGGCAUGGUGGUGUGACAGGGCAGAGGGAAAAAGAUGGAUGCUGAUAAUGUUGAUGUACUUCCUACCAACCAAAAAAAGACAGAUGGUCUUGUUAUAGCAAAAGUUCAGGAAAGAUGGAAGGCAGGUCAUAAUGAAAACUAGCAACAGAUACAGGGGCCAUUAAAUUUGAUGCUUGUAACAUUGCUUGCUAUGAAUUUGAAACUGCCUAAGACCGGGAGUAAGUCUUGAGGACAUUGAAAAGAGGACAUUGCUAAAUGUGACAAGUUCCCUCCCUAAUGUAUUUUUUAGCUAGUCUGAUGUGCCAACCUACCACAGGCCUAUUGACAAUAGAAGUGAACAAUGGGGUGUUCAUGCCUCUUUGUAACCAUAGCCUCUCAAAGAAAACUUCCUGUUUUCUAUCCACUGGGCCGUUUUGUCUUCUCUUUGUCCUUGACACUUGUCCCCAUUUUCUGCCCAUAAGCACACUCUUUCUUUAUUCACUAGACUUUGGAAUGUGACCUUUGGAGUUCUCACUCUUUCAAGGAUUCUGCUCAGCUUUAUUCUAUUGGCUCUUUUCAAUCAGGAAUCUCAUGCAUAAAACACCCUGAUGUAAGGUACCCCUCAGAGCCAGGCAGACCUGCUUGGUCUUCAGCAAAAGAAAGGAAAUGUAUUUGGAUUGCCAAGGGCACUGCAAAUUGUGCACAGUGAAUAAUACUCUAAAGUAUUUAUGAAGGCAUACCAGAUGACCUCAUGAUGUCUCUUCUCUCCCUUGAAACUAUUCACAAACCUAAAAAUGUAUAAAUAUUUUUCCUUCAUGUUUUGUCUCUGUCUUUAUGCAUUUAGUGAAGCAUAUCAGAGGAAUUGGAUAUGGGAAAAAAUAGUGCCUUUUUAUCUUGUCAAUCCCUCAGCAUAAUUGUCGGUUGACAUAAUCUCAAAUGGAUCUCAAAUAACCUUGUUGUAGCCUCCAUACCGUAUUCCCCAAGGUAUCUGUGAAUGUAGCAUUUCCAAAAGAGGCAAAGUCUGAAUGUCCUUUAUUUCCCUUUCUUUAUAUGAAUACUAUCUUGUUAACAUUUAGUAUGUUAUUUGAAUUAUAGUCAUACCUGCCUCCAUGUCUGUCUUGUAUUUUUCCUUUUUCCUUCAACCAAGAUCUUGCUUUACUUUACAUAUAGACAUUUUUGCUUUCAUUAAAUUGAAUUAUGAUUACUCCCUUUGAAAAAAUGGUAUUUAAAAAUUAAAGAAAUAUCAAGAAAACAUUUUUUCAGAACUGUAUUUUACUUUUUAACUUGUAUAAUGGUGCUUUUAUUUAGUUUACAGUUCUCAUGUUAAAAAUUACAACUUCAUUGGCAAAAUAAUCAUCUUUUGCAUAUUGUUUUGUUUUAUAUUUGUCACUUUUCAAUGUUUUCAUCGGAGAAGUAAUAUAUUUAACUAUGAUAACUAUACACAUACAUAACUAUAAUGUAACAUAAAUAUUACACAUGUAUAAUGUAUAACAGAAUACAUUAUACAUAACUACAAUGUAACAUUUCAAAUGAAUAUUUUAAAGUACCACCUUGCAUUUGUUUUUCUAUGCAUAUUUUAAAAGGUAUAACCAUCAAAGGCGUAUGCUUUAUCUUCUGCUUUUUUCACUUAACACAUAUCCUGAGCAUUUCUCCAUACUACCAUGUGGCUGUCAUACACACUGCAUAUUGACUUUCUACUUUUCUUCUGUGAUGCUAGAUGGUCAUGAGGCUUACUUUGAACAUAAAUCACUUAUCCAUGCACUGAAAUAUUAAGGCAUGCUACUACUCAAAACUACUAAAUUGUUAAAUUGCUCAGCAUGAAUAAAAUACAAUGCCAUUAUUUGUAAUUCUGGCCUUAAUUUGGUGAUUUUUAGCUCUUUCUCACUACCUACCAUGUAAUGAGAAGCUCUUGAUAAAGUUGGUAGCAAAAACAGAGAUACAAGUGUGGGACAUAUGAUGCUGUCUGAUGACUGCCCAGAAACACAGCCUCUUCUUAGAAACCUGGCUUCCCUUGAGAUUUGCUCUAAUUUUAAUAGGAGCUGCUCAGCAGAAGGAUGUGGAUCCAAUGGCAAGAUGGAUGAUGGGUAAUUUGAGAACAACACUCAGAGAGCUCUGUGUCAACCUAUGUUAACACAAUGGCCUUAAGUUUAUUAAAACAAAAAACCAUUGGCAAGGUAGGGACCACCAAAUUAGUCACUUCUCAAUAUAAGUUUAUGGAUUGCUUACAUGCAUAGUCCUCUUUACUCCAUGAGACUCCAUCAGAGGUCUGUUACUUAAAUUGAAAUUGUUUAUUGGAUAACAACUGUUAAAUUAUUUGUCUUUAAUAUUUAACUUCAGCAUAUACAAAAAAGGGGUUUCGAAGAAGAAUUAAGGUAAAUCUCCACUGCCCUUCCAAGAAUUUGUACAAAUGCUUUCUGAUUAUGGAAAAACUAAAAUAAAGAGGAAAAAAACUCCCUAAAUAAAUCUAGGCAGUUGCCUGACUCCCUCGUUUAAUGUAACCACAUGUUUAGUAAAGGACAAUUUAUCUCAGUAACAUAAAUAUCUACAGUGUCGGUAGGAAUCCUGGAUGGUACAAAAAAAAAAAAAAAUGUCACAGACCAUCAGAAGAAAGCUGAGCCCAUUGACCUGAAAGUUUUGAACCUUGGAAUGAGAUUCAAAUAGGGCAUUGCCUAAUCCAUGUUCAAGGUGAAGAGUAGCCAAGCUAAGCUAUGCUAAAUCAUCUCAUCAAUAAACGAGGUCUUUUCCAGAAAUUUAAUUUCACUUGAUUAAUAUCUUGGGUCAACUAAGGGUUGCGUUAAAAUUCAGCAGAUAUUUGCAAUGUGGGUGGAUUUUUUUUUUUAAUUAUGUAGAGUUCUCUUAGCUUGUCAGACAAAACAGACCAGAUUUAAGACAGGCUGAGAAGAGUAUGCCAUGUUCAGAGACUUUCAAAUGUGGUCUCACAGGGAUCCUGAUAGUCUGGAACUCUAUCAUGUUUCUCUAUUAACUUCACUUGUCACCAACUCCCUUAUUUGCAUGUCUUAAGAAGAUAAGAUGUUUAUUUAUGUAGACUGAAAGAAGAGAGAACAAGAUAUUGCACAAAAGGAUUUGGUUAGAAAUUUAACUGAUUUAUGGCAAUGGUCUCCUUCUUGCUCGAUCUUAAGACAUGAUUCAUUUUUCUGAGGAAUCCUUCACUGAAAAGGGGAAACCGAUACUGGACACUGGAGACUCCCAGGUUUUGAAGGCCAAGAGAUAGGUCAAUUCUAGUUAAAAAUUGUGGUACCUAUAUGAUCUUUGUAGCACCUCAGAGUGUCAAUAUUACCAAUUGUGAUUUAUCUUUUUUUUAAUCAGUCAAAAAUAUUAAUUGGGCACCUCCUUUGUACCAGGUAUUAUACCAACUACUGUAAAUUUAGCAAUAAAAUAACUCUGUCUUUCAUAUAAUUUAUUUUUCUAUACUUUUAGAUUACUACGCUGAUUAACUGAUGGCAUAUAUUUAAAUCUUUUAGCACAGUCCUUGGCACAGAGUAAUUGCUCAAUAAAUGUUAAUUUUCCCUAUUUCUCCAAUAUACUAUUUUUUCAAAAUUCCAAAAUAAACAUCUCAAUGCACUAUGGGACUUUGGCACAUUUCGACUUAUCUUCUCUCUGCCAAAAGUAGGCUUACUAAAUUAUAGACAAGAUUAGUACUGUCCAUUUUAAAUAUAAUAUCCACUACCCAUUCAUUACAAUCUCAAAUGCCUACGCUGGCCAGUCGGGGAGACGAAUGAGUAAAGCAAGUUAAAGUAAAACUGGCAACAGUGAGGGCUGAGCAGCCAGUAGGAUGCAUGUCCAAUCCAUAGGGUGCUCCAGCCAAUUGUUGCCAUGUCGAUCAAUAGGCCCAGUGUUGUCAUAAGACCUAACUUCACAAGGGAACUAGGAAAAUAAUUUUAUUAUGUAAAAUUUUUACAUUAUGAAGUAGAGGUAACUAAUUAAUAAACAUAUACAAGCACACACAUACACACACAUGCCCAUGCAGAGAGAAUAUACCGAUUCUGUGUACAUCCAGUAAAACCAAUCUAUGGGCCACAUAUUUGUGACCUCUAUUCUAAUAGGCAUUUUGUUUAUUUACUUACCUAGAGAAUUGAUAAUAAUUAAACAUGGAUUAUAACAUAUUUUCUCCCUUCCUGUAAGCCUUUCAAAAUCUUUUCAUUCUCCGCAUGGGAUGACUGUCAACUCUAAUGAGUAUCACAAUUAUGUCUGGAGUUUUUCAAAAUAUAUUCCUGGAACUCAAGCCCCACUUAUUAAUUAGAAUCUUUGUAAUUGUAAUGAAAUAAUCUGUUGUUUUAAAAUACUCAACCAAAUUAUUCUGAUGAUGAGCGAGGCAUGGGAACUAUGAGCCUACAGAAUAAUUUUUUUAAUUGUUUUUUUCUUUAGCAUGCAAGGUUUUUUACAACCUUCUCUUUUCUGUUCCAUAGCUUAAUGUUUUCUCACCCUUGUUCUCCAGCCAUUCUAUGCUGCUUGCAUUUCCAUGAAGGUAACAUUAUUUUCAUGCUGGAUGUGUCUGCAUGUAGCGUCCUCUUUGUUGCCUUUCUCCCUUCUGUCACAGGAAACUCUUAUUCAUCUUUCAAGCACCAGGUCCAAUGUUACCUCUUUUCCAAUGCCUUUCACGCUCUGCUAGGGAAACUCGGGUAUUCCUUAUUUUGUGCUUCCAAAAAACUUUAGGCUUACCUAAGUAAAUGAUACUUGCCAUGAUAUAUUUUCAUUGCUUGUUGCCAUGUGUUUUCUCACUCACAUAGUGUCCAGCAUAUGGCAGGUUUCUAGCCAAUAUUUUGAUUUAAAAAAAAUAUUGAUCUGAAUAUAGAGUAGCAAAUGUAGUACUUUUGAUUUAUUCUUAACUAAAUUAUUAUUUCACCAUCCUAUGGGACGGUUGUUCCCUUAAGAAAAAAGAGUGAAUCAGAGCCCAUGUUUUAGGCACUUAAUUUGCAGAGCUUAGUUUUUAAAUAAUGGUUUUGCAUAUUAAUAUUUGAGCUAAGACAAAAACAAAUAAUUUAUGUUAGAAAUUAUUUUUAAAGAAUUCUGCCAUCACUUUGGAAAUACAUAAUUUUGGAAAUGCUACAAAUUACAGACUGUCCGUAGUAGAGUUUUAAUUUUUUUAAAAUGUGGAUACCUUUGUCAAAGUUUCCAUCUCAAUUUAAGUGUGCCAUGCUUAGGAGUUAGAAAUCUCUACAGAGGUGGGGGCUAGACACAGUGUGAGCGAGGUGUGCAGGGAAUCCUGUUCAGCAAACUAAUACCAGGAGACAUUUACAGUCUGUAACAGUGGCCAGAGACUCAGACAGCUUUAUUGACGUGUCAUCAGGCUGAGAAGAAAAGGCACCGCAGCAGGGGUGACAAGGACAUGUUCUGUGUGUUCAUCGAUCUGCAGUCUCCUAUGGAAAACUCCACAUGUUUCUGAAUACCUUAAGUGAUUUUAUUGAUGCAACUCCUGCCAGCUGAGAGGGGAAUUGGAGUCACCACAUUUAUUCUUCAUGUCAUGUUGGCACUCUCAUUUAAGAAUUUAAUACAUACAUAGAUGAUGCGGGAAAGGAGGGAGAUAUUAAGUAUCUCUUCAAAUCAUUUGGGUUGGGUUGCUGGGGAAAAUUACAACGCCCCAGAAAUCCAAAAGAAGUAUAAAAAUCUCUCCUCAGUACAUUAUAUGUGGCUGCUAUAAUGGCAUUUCUGCAAUCCUUUGUUACUGAAAUCCUCUACUGCAGCAGGUGAUGAAUUUUGACCUGGGGAGCUAGUCAGUGGAGCAAAACUGUUGUCCAAAAAGAUGAUACAGAAAGCUGAUAGAAUUUGAAUGCGUGUCUAGUUUGUGAUUGGGUAUGUUCAUGGAGCAGUUGAAUUAGGACAUAUCAGUAGAUCAUAGAGUCAUAGGCCUAAUCAGGACUUUGAAUAAUUAUGUAAUCCAUUUUCCUGUCUCCAAAGAGGAAAAUCCUUAUAUUGCAUGGAGAAAAUAACAAAAUAAAACCCCAGAGAUGUAUAAAUCCAUAAAGUGCAGUCAAGUUGGGUAUCAAUUUUAAUUUUUUUUACAGUCUGAGAUUUUUUAUUAGAUCCCAGAUUUAGAACUGUAUAUUAGAAUGGCAUUAUUGUGACAAUUUUUUAAUCCUAACAUCUCUAGAUUAGAUAAUGAUAUUUCACCAAUGUCACAUUUCCUGAGUGAGACUGUGGUUACAUGGAAGAAUGUCCUUUUUUUUUUUUUAAGUUCUGGGAUACAUGUGCAGAAUGUGCAGAUCAAUUUUAAUAUUUUUAAAAAAUAUAUACAUAUUUGUUUAUAAUUCCCUUGUAUCAAAUACUAGGUUCAGAAUUAGUUUCUUACAGUAACAAUAAAUUUAGAAUUUAUUGAAACCUGAAUUCAGAAAACCUGAAUCUGGUUUUCGACCUCUCUUUUCUGCAGUAUACUUUAUCAUUAAUUCAUCAGUUAUUUCAGUCAACAUUCUAUAUGCCCAGCUACGAUGCUAGGAGUAAUGUUCUCAAAGCAGUCAUCAUGGUUUAAUGGAAAACUAAGUCAAUAUUUAUUCAGAUUAUUUGGACAGCUCAAAGAAACACCUACUCCAACCUGUGUUAGGGUUAGUAAGGAUGUGAGAAACCUUAAAAAGGCUCCUUGAAGGUGAAUAACUGCAAGUUUGUAUAUUAAUAUACAUCUCACAACACAUCUUAGUAAAUCUUUAUAACCAUUGGUGACAGUGGAACAGCCCUCCCUGUUCUCAUCUAGAAGGCUCUCCUCAUCCUACAUGCUACAGACCUACACAUCAUUCCUUGCUUAUUUUUUUGGAAUCAUACCUUGCUUCCUUUUACCUAAUGAAAAACAAAGACAAAAACAAACAAACAAAAUACUCCUUUAUUGACCCUUUGCCCACCUCUAGAUGUAACCCAAACUAUCACCUUUUCUUCACAACUAACUUUUUCAAAAUAAUUGCAUACCUUUCCUUCAUUCUUCACCUUAUUGAUAAUCUGAUUUCUAUCCCUAUUAAUCCUCUGGAAGAGCUCUGAAAAAGAUCACUUAUGCACUUCAAGGAGCUAUUGAGUCAUUUUCUCUUUUGACGUCUCUGCAACAUCUGACAUCUUUGGCUACUCUCUAACUCAGGAAACUUUCUCUUCCUUUGGCUUCAGAAGUGCCUCUCUCAUCAUUCUCCUGUGGUUAUGUCCCUUUACUGUCUCUUAUAGUUUUCCUUCUUUUCACUCAUAUUAUAGGUAAUGGUAAUCUCUGGAGUUCCAUUUGUAUCCUCAUCUCUUCUCUCUCUUAUUUUUCUUCUCACAGUAUAUACUCUCUUAUUUAUUGAUUUGUUCAACUUCCAGUUUUUCAACUAUCCCUAAUAUUUUCAUAAUUCACAAAUCUCUAUUAUCCACACAGAUAUCAUUGCAGAACUAAACCCUGACAUCAAAAUUUUAUGUUGCAUAUCUUCACUUAUGUAUAUACCAUAAGCCUCUGCAACUCAGCAGGCCUAACACCGAACUUUAUACCCCACUUGGGGUGAUAUAGUUUGGAUAUUCAUCCCCUCCAAUGUUGAAAAAAAGUUUGAUCUCCAGUGUUGGAGGUGGGGCCUAGUAGCAUAUGUUUGGCUCAUGGGGACGGAUCCCUCAUGAAUAGUUUGGUGCUGUACUCACAGUAAUUAGUGAGUUAUUGCUCUAUUAGUUUAUGAGAGAGCUGGCCAUUUUAAAAAGUCUGGUACUCCCUCUCCUCUUUUGCUCUGUCACUGACCAUGUGACACUCCUGUUCCCCCUUUGCCAUUUGUCAUAAGUGUAAGCUUCCUAAGGCCCGCACCAGAAGCAGAUGCUGGCACCAUGCUUCUUGUACACUCUGCAGAACCAUGAGCCAAAUAAACCUCUUUCCUUUAUAAAUUACUUAACCUCAGGUAUUUCUUUAUAGCAACAUAAAAUGACUGACACAUGUGGCCAACCUCUACUACAGGUCCUAUCUAUCCAAGGAAUAGUACCAUCAAUUAUCUUUUGUUUGUCAGACAUAAUUAUUUCAUCUCCUUCCAAAAGCACAUCACAUUAUCUGUUGAUUUUAGCUCCUUGAUAUUUGCCUACAGAUAAGAACCAUCAGUGAGUAUUUCUAAAACCUUGACAAUUUUUUUCUCAUUAGUUUUAUUUUUUUUAAGGCAGUGAAAAACCUGAAAAUAGCUAGAAUCACAAAGAGAACUGCUGGGCUAGGACCAUGCCUGGGACAAGAGCAGAGAAAAUUAGGGUCCAUUGUCAGCACAUGUGUAGAGUAAGUAAGUCUGCUACCCAGCCUCACAGUCAUUCCUCUCUUAUCUGCCUAAUGCCUCUGAUGCUCAUUAACAUAAAGAAAACAAAUUUCAUUUGGUAACUACAAAUUAUUUUAUUUUGUUGUAACAACAGCAUUGCCUGUAUUUUCAAAGAAUACUUCAGAAUCAUGAACACAAAGAAUAUUAUUCCUAUUGUGGAAAUCUCAUGAACAGUGGAACUAUGUAAUAAAUUAAUUUUAAAAGUGAAGUUUUCUUAGACUUUCUAUCCUGUAUCAAAAAAUAUCUAAUACUCAUAUUAGAGUAGACUUUCAUUUGAUUUAGUCAGUGUUCUUUGGGCAAGAAAUUCAGUAUGUUGUACAAAUCAUAGCAGGGAUAAACAAAGGUUACUAAAAAAUGAAUUUGGAGAUAUAGGCUGGGUCCAGUUGAUGGAAAGGGCCUUGCAGACCAAUGGUUUGGUAUUUGUUCCAAGUGCAGUGAGAUGCCUCCUAAGCUUUUUGAAAGCUGAGUUGUAAUAUAAUUCUACCUGCUGGGUGAAUUCUGCUUUUAUAUGAAAGAAAAAAGACAAGAAGCAACAUAUGAUACUCCCUAGUCUUUUUUCUUACAUAUAAGAACAUAUAAGAAACACAUAUGGUAUCUAAAAUUAGAUAGCAAUAGACAUCAAGGGAAGAAAGUUUGGAAAUAUGUUUUGAAGUUAGAACUGCCAGCUCUUUUGAUGGAUUAGACGUGAUUAGAAAGGAAAAGAAAAGGAUGAAAGAUAUCUCCUAGGAUCUUUGCUUGAGCAAAUGGGUGGAAAAUAGCACCAUUUUCAUGGUGAUUUAGCCAUGUUGUUGGAGAUGCCUAUUAGGUAGCAAAGUGAAGCUAUCUAGUAAGCAGUUGUUCAUAAUGCAUCAUUAGUUGUUAUAUAUCCCAGCAGGAGUACCCUAGCCUGUUUAAGCACUUUUAUAUGAAUAAGAACAAGGUAUUCCCUCUGGGAUGACAUAGCUCUGCAGACACAAAGACCCAAAACCAGACAAUGCAUCAUGGUUUAUUUUUUAGAAACAUUUUGCUGGGCACAAACUGCAAAGUCACACUUGGUUACUCUGAUUCCUAGUGUACCUGCUUAUAUAACAUUGACAAUCAAUCAAGAGAAAAAAAUACUCAGUUCUCAAAAACACACAUUAAGUUGUUGUUUCUAGAAUGUUUUUGAGAAAUGUUAGAAUGACAACAACAAAGACUUCCAAAUCAUAGGUAUAUUCUGUAUCAGUCCUCUCUGAAUUUCACCUCUGGCCAUUUUUGCUGCGUGUCUGUGUAAAGAAGUCACAUUUUAUGGUUGAGCCAAGUUUCUGGUCCUGUUGAUUACAUUAGAGAAAUUGUGGAGGGGACAAUGGGGAAGGACAAGAUGCUUAAGAAUUAAAGGUCAUUGGGGGAAAAGGUUGAUGAAGUAGUUAAAAAAAAAGUAUAAAUAGAGAGAGAAAUCUUAAAGAGACAGUAAAGAAAAAACCGGCGAGAGUAAAGGAAAGAGCCCAUCCAAGUUGGGAUAAAAGGCUUAAUAUUUUGGCUUUAAAAGAUUACUUAUAAUUAUUAGGUAGAAAAUUUAGUUGCCAUAAUAUGUAAUUUUUGCUUCCUCUGGGAUGAGAAUUUAGAGAGAUGCAGUUUAGGGAAAAACUCAAUUUGGAUGAAUUUCUGGUAGUAGGGGAAAUUAUAUAACAUACAUCACCAGGGUUUUCAACUAUGGGUAGGAGCAAGGUCCAAGUCUAAAUUGUGAACCUCCAAGCCAGAAAUUCUGAAAGGAUCACCGUCACCCUAUGUUAAUUGCAAAUGAACACAUCUCUAGCAGAGUGAAGCUCCUACUUCUUUCACAUCCCCCAUUAGCUACAGUUCAGCCAGUGUUUAUGCUUCUAGGUAGAGUAUUGCCAACUCUCCGUCAGGGGAAUGUCUGAAUUGCCAGUUGGCCACAGAUAUCAUGUUGCACCUCACUUUUAGGUAAUAGAAAUGCUGAGAGAAGAGUGAUUGAUUUGGAUUUAUUUGGAUUUGAGUAAUGCUCCAUGGCGCACUCAUGAAUUUUAUGAAAGAAGAACCUCACCUGGAUAUUGAAAUGGUUCUCUUUACUGCGAGGCUGCAAGGUCACCCAAUGAGAGAGGGGCCAAAUAAGCUGGAACAUCAUCUAAUACACUGAAUGUAGGAGUUACUGGAAAAGCAAGAAUAACUUAUGCGGAUUAACAAUAUGGAAACAUCCUGAGACUACUUUGGAAUCGCCAUAAAUUAAGUGGGUUCCAGUUUUGCAAACAGAGAAACGGGUCCAUGAACAAUUUGCUACAGGUAUAAAGAAGUAUCUGCAGAAAUCCAGAGCACUUAUUAAACUUCUUUGAGUUUUCUCAGGAAGAUCAAUACCUGUUGGAGAAAUUUUACUAAGAUUGGCAAACGCACUGCCUACUUACAGCAUAGAGACCCCCAGUGGAGAGCUAGACUGUUUGAAUUCCAGAAGGACCAACACCAGAUAAAUUAUGAAUGUUGAACAAGAUGACCUUACAUCCACAGCAGAUAAUGAUAGGUCCUAGGUUUAACAGGGCCCUAUUUGACCCCCUGCUUGUGGUGCUGCUGGCUCUUCAACUUCUUGUGGUGGCUGGUCUGGUGCGGGCUCAGACCUGCCCUUCUGUGUGCUCCUGCAGCAACCAGUUCAGCAAGGUGAUUUGUGUUCGGAAAAACCUGCGUGAGGUUCCGGAUGGCAUCUCCACCAACACACGGCUGCUGAACCUCCAUGAGAACCAAAUCCAGAUCAUCAAAGUGAACAGCUUCAAGCACUUGAGACACUUGGAAAUCCUACAGUUGAGUAGGAACCAUAUCAGAACCAUUGAAAUUGGGGCUUUCAAUGGUCUGGCGAACCUCAACACUCUGGAACUCUUUGACAAUCGUCUUACUACCAUCCCGAAUGGAGCUUUUGUAUACUUGUCUAAACUGAAGGAGCUCUGGUUGCGAAACAACCCCAUUGAAAGCAUCCCUUCUUAUGCUUUUAACAGAAUUCCUUCUUUGCGCCGACUAGACUUAGGGGAAUUGAAAAGACUUUCAUACAUCUCAGAAGGUGCCUUUGAAGGUCUGUCCAACUUGAGGUAUUUGAACCUUGCCAUGUGCAACCUUCGGGAAAUCCCUAACCUCACACCGCUCAUAAAACUAGAUGAGCUGGAUCUUUCUGGGAAUCAUUUAUCUGCCAUCAGGCCUGGCUCUUUCCAGGGUUUGAUGCACCUUCAAAAACUGUGGAUGAUACAGUCCCAGAUUCAAGUGAUUGAACGGAAUGCCUUUGACAACCUUCAGUCACUAGUGGAGAUCAACCUGGCACACAAUAAUCUAACAUUACUGCCUCAUGACCUCUUCACUCCCUUGCAUCAUCUAGAGCGGAUACAUUUACAUCACAACCCUUGGAACUGUAACUGUGACAUACUGUGGCUCAGCUGGUGGAUAAAAGACAUGGCCCCCUCGAACACAGCUUGUUGUGCCCGGUGUAACACUCCUCCCAAUCUAAAGGGGAGGUACAUUGGAGAGCUCGACCAGAAUUACUUCACAUGCUAUGCUCCGGUGAUUGUGGAGCCCCCUGCAGACCUCAAUGUCACUGAAGGCAUGGCAGCUGAGCUGAAAUGUCGGGCCUCCACAUCCCUGACAUCUGUAUCUUGGAUUACUCCAAAUGGAACAGUCAUGACACAUGGGGCGUACAAAGUGCGGAUAGCUGUGCUCAGUGAUGGUACGUUAAAUUUCACAAAUGUAACUGUGCAAGAUACAGGCAUGUACACAUGUAUGGUGAGUAAUUCCGUUGGGAAUACUACUGCUUCAGCCACCCUGAAUGUUACUGCAGCAACCACUACUCCUUUCUCUUACUUUUCAACCGUCACAGUAGAGACUAUGGAACCGUCUCAGGAUGAGGCACGGACCACAGAUAACAAUGUGGGUCCCACUCCAGUGGUCGACUGGGAGACCACCAAUGUGACCACCUCUCUCACACCACAGAGCACAAGGUCGACAGAGAAAACCUUCACCAUCCCAGUGACUGAUAUAAACAGUGGGAUCCCAGGAAUUGAUGAGGUCAUGAAGACUACCAAAAUCAUCAUUGGGUGUUUUGUGGCCAUCACACUCAUGGCUGCAGUGAUGCUGGUCAUUUUCUACAAGAUGAGGAAGCAGCACCAUCGGCAAAACCAUCACGCCCCAACAAGGACUGUUGAAAUUAUUAAUGUGGAUGAUGAGAUUACGGGAGACACACCCAUGGAAAGCCACCUGCCCAUGCCUGCUAUCGAGCAUGAGCACCUAAAUCACUAUAACUCAUACAAAUCUCCCUUCAACCACACAACAACAGUUAACACAAUAAAUUCAAUACACAGUUCAGUGCAUGAACCGUUAUUGAUCCGAAUGAACUCUAAAGACAAUGUACAAGAGACUCAAAUCUAAAACAUUUACAGAGUUACAAAAAACAAACAAUCAAAAAAAAAGACAGUUUAUUAAAAAUGACACAAAUGACUGGGCUAAAUCUACUGUUUCAAAAAAGUGUCUUUACAAAAAAACAAAAAAGAAAAGAAAUUUAUUUAUUAAAAAUUCUAUUGUGAUCUAAAGCAGACAAAA